This is a messenger RNA of Phycodurus eques (leafy seadragon), 752 nucleotides long. It is a transcript of the gene crybb1, whose product is annotated as crystallin, beta B1. Gene Ontology annotation, biological process: lens development in camera-type eye; visual perception. NCBI's taxonomy places the organism in Eukaryota, Metazoa, Chordata, Actinopteri, Syngnathiformes, Syngnathidae. Gene Ontology annotation, molecular function: structural constituent of eye lens. The record is from RefSeq and is a predicted model, not a curated record. Bases 63 to 752 code for a protein of 229 amino acids. The transcript has 6 exons.
ACCGACACCGGCGAGCCUGCUUCGACGCCACACGCGCCUCCACACGCAGUCCCCCCCUCGCCAUGUCUCAGACCGCCAAGUCCACUUCCAACCAGGGCGCCGACGCAAAGGACAACAAGGGAGGCGCGCCAGCCGCCGCCUCCAGCAAGGCCACCAAGACAGGUGAGCCCGGCCUGGGCACCUUCAAGCUGACACUGUUCGACCAGGAGAACUUCCAGGGCCGCUCGGUGGAGCUUCAGAGCGAGUGCCUGAACAUUUGCGAGCGCGGCCUAGACCGAGUGCGCAGCCUCAUUGUGGACAGCGGCCCCUUUGUUGCCUUCGAGCAGACCAACCUCCGUGGGGAGAUGUUCAUCCUGGAGAAGGGAGAGUAUCCUCGGUGGGACACCUGGAGCAACUCAUACCGCAGCGACUGCCUCAUGUCACUCAGGCCCAUCCACAUGGACAGCUUGGAGCACAAAAUCUGCCUGCAUGAGCUCUCCGACUUCAAGGGCAACAAGAUGGAAAUCCAGGAGGAUGACGUUCCCACGCUGUGGGCGCACGGCUUCUGCGACCGAGUGGGCAGCGUAAAAGUCCCGGGCGGAGCGUGGGUGGGUUACCAGUACCCGGGCUACCGGGGCUACCAGUACCUGUUGGAGAGCGGCGAGUACCGCCACUACAACGACUUCUCGGCCAUCCAGCCCCAGAUCCAGUCGGUGCGCCGCAUCCGGGACAUGCAGUUCCACCAGAGGGGCUGCUUCACUUUCACCAAGUGA